Messenger RNA from Mauremys mutica (yellowpond turtle), 3231 nucleotides. It is a transcript of the gene SDCCAG8, whose product is annotated as SHH signaling and ciliogenesis regulator SDCCAG8. Lineage: Eukaryota; Metazoa; Chordata; Testudines; Geoemydidae. Bases 312 to 2483 code for a protein of 723 amino acids. Gene Ontology annotation, cellular component: centrosome; centriole. The transcript has 18 exons. Gene Ontology annotation, biological process: centrosome cycle; tube formation; establishment of cell polarity. The record is from RefSeq and is a predicted model, not a curated record.
CUCUCAAUGCGCUUGCGCCACAUCCAGACAAUGGAGGCGCAAACUCCUCUUGGAAGCGGGCGCACAUUACGCAUACACCAAGGGGCACAGCGUGAAGGAGAAAAACAUGGAUUCCCUCUUGCCCGAGAUUACUGCGCGUGCGCUUCACCCAGACACUGCGGGGAAAGAAACAGAUGUGCUGGAGGGGAACAGUUGCGCAGUGCGCAGGCGCGAUCUGACCGCAUACAAAGGAGCGAGCCGAAUGCAGCAACUCUCGUCUAGACUCGGGGAGGUUGUAGCCCCUGGGAACUACAAUUCCCAGGGAUCAGAGGAUGGCGCGCUGCGUGUUGGGAGAUGUAGUCUUUGGAAGGACACAACACCGUGCUAGUAAAAGUAUCCAUCAACUGAAAUAUGCCUUGGUGGAAGGAGAUCCCACAGCGGGAGAAAGUGAAGUUGCAUUUGACCAGUCCUCCACAGGUAAUGAUGAGAGUGGGGAAACGGCCUGGCAGGAACUGCAACACAGUCAUGCAGUUAAUCAGCUUAAAGCUUUAUUGCGGGAGCAAGAAGGACUAGAAAGUGAAGUAUCUCCAUCAAGGAGGAGGAAGAUGUCACCCUCAAGAACUUCAGAAGCUGCAGAUCAGAGUUUGCCUACACUUUGUGAUCUUGUUCCUAUCAUUAAUGAUCAGUCCCAGUACAUUCACCACUUAGAAGCUGAAGUGAAGUUUUGCAAGGAGGAGUUGUCUGGGAUGAAAGAUCGGAUACGAGUAGUUGUGCUUGAAAAUGAGAAACUCCAUGAGGAACUGAAAUCUCUAACUGUAGAGCAGACGUUGAGAGAACAAACUCUUUUGGAUGCUUCGGCAAAUGUUCGGAACUCCUGGACUGUAGGAGGUGAUGAUUCUUAUUUAUGUCAACCUGCCAAGUCAUCACCAUCACAUAAUAAAGAACAGGUUUUGGCCACAAGAGCCACUGCAGAAACAGAAAAAUGGCAGCUAGAAUUGGAGAAGCUAAAACUUCUUUAUCAAGAAAGGACUGAUACACUUGAAGCUCAAGUACGGUCUCUAAGAAAAGACUUAUCUGAAUCUGAGAAGAACUGUGAAGAUCUAAAAGGAAGAUUAAAACACCAAGAUUCACUUAUUGCAACCAGUAAUUCCAACCGGGUUGGUGGUCUUUGUCUGAAAUGCGCACAGCACGAGGCUGUUCUUUCUCAGACUCAUUCCAGUGUCCACAUGCAGACCAUUGAAAGGUUAACAAAAGAAAGAGAUGACUUAAUGGGUGCACUUGUUUCAGUAAGAAGGAACCUGAGUGAGAUGCAGCAAAGGGAAUCUAGUGCUUAUGAACAAGUAAAACAAGCUGUGCAAAUGACUGAAGAAGCCAAUUUAGAAAAAAUGAAGGCUCUAGUCCAGUGUGAACAGCUGAGAAGUGAGAUGGAAAGACAGAAAGAUCGCCUUGAAAGGGAGCUAAUUGCCCAACUAGAUAAGAGGGCCGGUGAAAAAGAAGCCCUGCGAGGAGAAAUGAAGAAAGAAAGAGAGGACUUGGCAUCAACGGUGAUGGUUUUGUCUCAGAAUGUGGCAACACUGGAGGCUCGGUUAGAGAGAAUUACAAGAGAGAAGAACUCAAUAGCUAACCAGCUAGAGGAAGCCCAAAACCAACUUACCUCUCAGGAGAUGGAAGUUAAUAAGGUGUGUGGAGAAAUGCGUUUUCAGUUGAAUCAAACCAAAAUGAAGAAGGAUGAGGCAGAAAAGGAGCACAGAGAGUACAGAACAAAAACUAUAAGGGAGCUUGAGAUUAAGGACCAGGAAAUAGAGAAAUUGGGAUUAGAGCUGAAUGAAAACAAACUGCGUUUGGAACAAGCACAGCAGGAUGCAGCAAGAGCCAAAGACGAGUGCCUAAAACUGACAGAACUUCUGGGUAAAUCUGAGCACCAACUGCACCUCACCAGAUUGAAGAAAGAAAGUAUUCAGCACAGUUUUAGCAAUGAAGCAAAGACCCGAGCCCUUCAGGCAGAGCAAAGAGAGCAGGAGCUGACACAGAAGAUGCAACAAAUGGAGGCCCAGCAUGAUAAAACUGUGAAUGAACUGGAUUCUUUGCUGACCUCCCAGAAUACAUUCAUAGCAAAAUUAAAGGAGGAAUGUUGUAUGUUGGCAAGGAAGCUGGAACAUAUAACAGAAAAAAACAGGUCUGAAGUCAGCCAGCUUAGUCAAGAAAAUGAGUAUGUUCAUGAUAGACUGGAGAAGAUGCAGAAAAGAAAUGAUGAAUUGGAAGAACAGUGUAUCCAGCAUGGGAGAAUGCAUGAGAGAAUGAAGCUGAGGUUACACCAGCUUGACAAGCAUUGCCAAACCACUGCCCAGCAGCUAGUGGAGUUACUCAACAAACAGAAUCAGCUCUUCAGAGAGAGGCAGAUGCUAACAGAGGAGGUGCAGUUCCUGCGAACACAGAAGCUGAAGAAUGUUGCAUUAAGAGAAAGUGAAAUAACCCUGCACCAAGGAGAGACAGAGACUCUCUGAAGCCCACUAAGGACUCUGAGAUGUGGAAGAUCCUCAGAAAGCAGAUGGGCAGCAGUACACAACCACGACUACCUUCUAGAUGUUGUGCUGCUAACUACAUUGAAUAUUGUUACCACUGAAAGUCUGCUUUGCAGUUGUAAAAGAUGCAUUUGUUAAAACAGGGAACAUGUGCUGCAGUCAAGGCUUUUUACCACCACCACCACCUAGCAGUUUUCAGCAGUAGAUCUUAAAGUACUUCAGUCUAAUGUAUUGGUUGUAACACCUCUGUGAAGUAGAAAGUAGUGCAUCCAAACAGGGAGACUUGGAAGGAAAGAAGGUUGGUGACUUUUUAAAAAUUUAUUUCUGCAAAACAAGAACCUCAGUAAUCCAGCUGAAGUGUUUUUAAAUAACAUUGGAUCCAUGGGAACAGGAACAUAGCUCAACAGAACUGUAUGGUGCACAAGGCAAAUGUUUAAAGGAAAUGAAGGACAAUUCAUUAUAAGUUGGAUAUUUUAAGUCUAGAUAAAUAUGAAUUCCUUUAAGCUUCUUGUAUUUUGUUCAAAAGCAAUAAUUUUGAGUAUAUGGCACUAUUGAUCCUAUUUUGAGACUUCAUAUGAUGCCACAUUUCAUAUUUAAAUUGAUCACAAUACCAAAACCAAAUACUUGCCAUGUCCAUAAAAAUAAUAGUAACCAAGAGUGGUGCUGUCACAAUGAUGCUGGUUAACAUUGCUGAUCUUAGCUGUACAUAAUGUGCAAGGUGAGCCUUGAU